Molecule: messenger RNA, 745 nt
Organism: Suillus bovinus
Lineage: Eukaryota; Fungi; Basidiomycota; Agaricomycetes; Boletales; Suillaceae
Exons: 3
Coding region: 128-466 (112 amino acids)
Source: RefSeq, a predicted model, not a curated record
UUGGUUGCUAUCCCCCCCACCCACCUUCUAUUAUUUCCCUCCCGCUCUCUUUCACGACGUGCGACGUUCGCGCAGCCCCUGCUGGUGCUCAGCGCCGCUGUCCCGCCUUCCAUUAAAUAUCGGCGCUAUGUCUUCCAUGUUUCUCGUCACCUUUCUCUCCGCUAUCAUCCUGUUAUGUCUAUUUUCACCUGUAGUCAGAAGGUCUAUCAUGGCUGGUGAUGACCUCCUUGAUGCUCACGAGUCAGGUUUAGCUCUCGUCGCAUCCCGUAAUCCAUUCAGGGAAUCAGGCCCUCCAGCGUGCAUGGCCAAACUUAUCAUGUUGAGGCAUAAAAUUCAGACGAGUACACGCAAACGUAGAUCCCCGGCGCUCUCACGCCAAUCACGAAAUAUUGCACUUAUCCAACCCACUCGCCCGCGCGCGUCCUGGGUUCGUGUUGGAAGGAACUUUGGAAACCAAUACCACUAAAUUACAAGCAUCUUCAAUCAUUUGACACUUAUUUUGGGCUGUCCUGUAGAGCCUUGUCAACCGGUAUUUAUAUCUCCGUGAUACCUAAUCCCUUAUAGAUAUCUACCUUGUUUAUCUUUUUCUGGGUGUACAUGCCUCUCUUCGCAGUUUCAUCAAGACUUUUGCUUUGUGAACAUACAUGUUCCUUGUUUGCAUCUUUACAUCUUUACAUUGCAGUGAUGUCGCAGGUUAUUACAGGUGGAAAAUAAAUGUACAGAAUAGACCUUUUGCGGAACGACG